Molecule: messenger RNA, 7600 nt
Organism: Girardinichthys multiradiatus
Lineage: Eukaryota; Metazoa; Chordata; Actinopteri; Cyprinodontiformes; Goodeidae
Gene: ptprt
Product: protein tyrosine phosphatase receptor type T
Exons: 38
Coding region: 325-4887 (1520 amino acids)
Biological process (GO): protein dephosphorylation
Cellular component (GO): membrane
Molecular function (GO): protein binding; protein tyrosine phosphatase activity
Source: RefSeq, a predicted model, not a curated record
CAGUGUGUAAGAGACCGUCUGAGCGCCAACACACGCACACUGCCAUCCCCUCUCCUCUACCUCUCUCUUCCUCACACACACCUGCAAACACUCGGACACGCGCAGUUACGCACAAACACUUCUUGUCGGACCCGGGAGGAGAGGAGUGAAAGAGGAGAGUGAGCUCCAACUUGUUUCUGUCUGUUCUUGGGUCCACCAAUGCGCGGAUUUAAUUAUUUUUCCUGCAGACAUUAUCGGAAAGCCACCAUAAGGACCAGACUGGAGUAUGUAAAGUAAUCCUUUUUAGUACAGAGCAGCGCAGAACAAGAACAAAGAGGAGAAGAGAUGGAUGAACGGAGUUAUUGUCGCGCAUUACUGGUACCUUAUCUCUGCUUGCUACUUUUGGUAUAUACUGAAGGACAGUUCUUCCCAGGUGGCUGUACAUUUGAGGAGUCUUACAGCAGCUGUGGAUACAGCGUGUCUUUAGGAACCAAUGGAUUUACUUGGGAACAAGUCAACUCCUGGGAAAAACCCACCAUGGACCCUGCCCUGCCUACUGGUUCAUUUAUGGUAGUGAAUGCAUCGGGUCGUGCAUCUGGACAGAAGGCUCACCUGUACAUGCCUACCCUGAAGGAGAACGACACCCACUGCAUCGACUUCCUGUACUCUAUGUCUAGUCGGGACGGAGCAAGUCCAGGCACUUUAAACGUCUACAUCAAGGUAAAUGGAGGUGCUCAAGGUAACCCAGUUUGGAAUGCCUCCGAUACUGUCACUGAAGGCUGGGUGAAGGCUGAACUGGCCAUUUCUACAUUCUGGCCCAACUCCUAUCAGGUAAUAUUUGAGGCGGUUUCAGUCCAAGGCCAUCCAGGUUUCAUCGCCAUUGAUGACAUACGAGUUCUGGCUCAUCCUUGCCGUAAAGCUCCUCAUUUCUUGCGGCUGCAGAAUGUGGAGGUGAACGUGGGGCAAAAUGCUUCGUUUCAGUGUAUUGCUGGAGGGAAGUGGUCUCAGCAUGAUAAACUCUGGCUGCAGCAGUGGAACGGUAAAGACACGGCACUGAUGGUGACCAGGGUGGUUAACCACCGACGCUUCUCUGCAACCGUGAGCAUUGGUGACACGUGGCAGCGCAGCACCAGCCGCCAUCGUUGCGUCAUUCGAUCUGAUGGCGGAUCGGGAGUGUCUAACUAUGCCGACCUGAUUGUUAAAGCCCCACCCACUCCCAUCGCUCCCCCUGAACUGCUUGCCGUUGGCGCCACCUACCUGUGGAUCAAACCCAAUGCCAACAGCAUCAUUGGAGAUGGGCCAAUUAUCCUGAAAGAGGUGGAGUACCGCACCACUACAGGAAACUGGGCAGAGACCCACGUGGUUGACGCCCCCACCUAUAAGUUGUGGCAUCUUGACCCAGAUGUGGAGUAUGAGAUCAAGGUCCUGCUGUCCAGACCGGGAGAAGGAGGAACGGGACCACCGGGGCCACCACUGAUAACCAGGACUAAAUGUGCAGAUCCCGUCCACGGGCCCCAAAAUGUCAACGUGGUGGAUGUCCGCGCCCGCCAGCUGACAGUCCAGUGGGAGACUUUUGGAUAUGCUGUGACCCGAUGUCACAGCUACAAUCUGACGGUUCAGUACCAGUAUGUGUUCAACCAACAAGAGUUUGCAGCUGAGGAGCUGAUCCAGACGUCAUCCCAUUACACACUGAGGGGACUGCGGCCCUUCGUCACAGUCAGGCUACGCCUGGUCCUGGCCAACCCUGAGGGCAACAAGGAGAGCGAAGAGAUAGUCAAACAGACAGAGGAGGACGUACCGGGCUCAGUGCCGACGGAAUCGCUGCAGAAUACUCCAUAUGAAGAGAAGAUCUUCAUGCAGUGGAAAGCUCCCAACGAGACCAACGGGGUUAUCACACUAUAUGAGAUCACCUACAAAGCCCUGAGCUCUCUGGAUCCCAGUGCUGAUCUGACAACCCAGAGGGGACGAGUGUUCAAGCUGAGGAAUGAGACCCAUCAUCUGUUCGUCAGCCUUUACCCUGGAACCACCUACUUCUUUACCCUGAAAGCCUCCACCAACAAAGGCUUCGGGCCACCGGUCACCACCCGCAUAACUACAAAGAUAGCAGCUCCCAUGAUGCCUGAGUAUGAAUCAGAAACUGCACUCAAUGAGACGGAGACCACUAUCACUAUCCUGUUAAAGCCUGCCCAGUCCAGAGGAGCGCCAAUCAGCUCCUACCAGCUUGUUGUGAAGGAAGAGCGCAAGUCUAAAACUCGGCGUGCCGCCUCUGAAGCUCCAGAGUGUUUUUCUACCCCUUUCAGCUUCCGUAACGCCUCCAUCCUGAACUCUGCGUAUUACUUUGCUGCUGAUCUACCACCUUCCAGCCUCACGGUGGUUCAACCAUUUACGGUGGGGGACAACAAGAGUUACGGCGGCUUCUGGAACCCUCCACUCUCACCUGCCAAGAGCUACAGCAUCUACUUCCAGGCCAUGAGCAGAGCCAAUGGGGAAACCAAAAUCAACUGUGUCCGUCUGGCUCGCAAAGUGGUAAUAGGUAGGGGACAAAUAACAACGCCGUACAUUCUAGUCAUCCCAAGCGAAGGUGCAUCCACCCAGGAUUCAGACGCCAUGGAACCAGAGAAGCAGGUUGACGGUACGGUGAAAAUGGCUGGUGUGAUCGCAGGAAUCCUCAUGUUCAUCAUCAUCCUCCUCGGAGUCAUCCUCACAUUCAAACGCAGAGAGAUUCACACAUGGAGAACUCUGAGCGUGGGAAGACAUGCUUAUUCCUACUCUUAUUACCUGAAGCUGGCCAAAAAGCAGAAGGAAACUGCGAGUAGCUCAACUCAGCAGAGGGAGAUGGGUCCGAUCACCACAGCUGACAAGAGCACCACUAAAGUGAGCACCCUGCACAAAGACGACCCCUUCUCCACCUCAAGCCCAGACCUCAAUGGGUUCACCUCCCCCUCUCCCUGCUCCUUCUCUGUGCAGGGAAGCAAGACACUGCAGAGCAAAUCCUUGCUGAAUUCCUACUACUCAGUAUCCAAAGAGCCCGUUCCAGCCACAACUUCAAUAGAUGGCAGCCAGCCAUCUCUCGCCCAGCCAUCCCUGACAUUGCAGAGUUUUCCUUACGGAGGCUGUGAGUCUGUGGAGCUCUCCUACCAGAGCGGUCAGUUCCAGGCCGGCCAGUUUCAGCCAGCUAUUCGAGUUGCAGAUCUCCUCCAGCACAUCACACAGAUGAAAUGUGGACAGGGAUAUGGUUUUAAGGAAGAAUAUGAGGCUCUGGCGGAGGGACAGACAGCUCCAUGGGAGACAGCCAAGAAGGACGAGAAUCGCAACAAGAACCGCUAUGGCAACAUCAUCGCAUACCCCACAGACGAUCACACCAGAGUCCGACUGCAGCUGUUGGAUGGAGACCCCCACUCUGACUACAUCAAUGCCAACUAUAUUGAUGGGUAUCACAGACCUAGACAUUACAUCGCAACACAAGGGCCCAUGCAGGAAACUGUGAGGGAUUUCUGGAGGAUGGUAUGGCAGGAAAACUCGGCCUCUAUCGUCAUGGUUACAAAUCUGGUGGAGGUGGGAAGGGUGAAAUGUGUUCGUUACUGGCCCGAUGAGACGGAGGUAUAUGGAGACAUCAAGGUGACCUUGAUAGAAACUGAGCCCCUGGCUGAAUAUGUCAUCCGGACAUUCACCGUCCAAAAGAAGGGACAUCAUGAGAUCCGUGAACUUCGUCAGUUCCAUUUCACCAGCUGGCCGGAUCAUGGCGUUCCCUGCUACGCCACAGGACUGCUGGGCUUCAUACGGCAGGUCAAGUUCCUCAAUCCACCGGACGCCGGACCCAUAGCAGUACACUGCAGCGCUGGUGCCGGGAGGACAGGUUGUUUCAUUGCUGUGGACAUCAUGCUGGACAUGGCUGAGAAUGAAGGCGUGGUGGAUAUCUUCAACUGCAUCCGGGAGCUGAGAUCCCAACGAGUCAACAUGGUCCAGACAGAGGAGCAGUAUGUGUUUGUUCAUGAUGCCAUCUUGGAAGCCUGUCUAUGUGGGAACACAGCGAUUCCGGUGUGCGAGUUCAGAGCAGUUUACUACAACAUCAGCAGACUGGAUCCCCAGACCAAUUCCAGCCAAAUUAAAGAUGAAUUCCAGACGCUGAAUAUAGUGACACCUAGAGUGCGCCCAGAAGACUGCAGUGUGGGUUUAUUACCCCGGAACCAUGAUAAGAAUCGCAGCAUGGACGUUCUGUCUGCUGACCGAUGUCUGCCUUUUCUCAUAUCUGUGGACGGAGAAAGCUCCAACUACAUCAACGCUGCAUUGAUGGAUAGUCACAAACAGCCAGCAGCCUUCAUCGUUACCCAGCAUCCUUUGCCAAACACCAUGGGUGACUUCUGGAGGCUGGUGUUUGACUACAACUGCUCCUCCAUUGUCAUGCUCAAUGAGAUGGAUGCAGCGCAGUUUUGUAUGCAGUACUGGCCGGAGAAGAACUCAUGCUGUUACGGUCCGAUUCAAGUGGAGUUCAUAUCAGCAGACAUAGAUGAAGACAUCAUCAACCGAAUCUUCAGGAUCUGCAACAUGGCUCGGCCGCAGGAUGGUUACCGCCUGGUGCAGCACUUUCAGUUCAUCGGCUGGCCUGCCUAUAGGGACACGCCCCUUUCUAAGCGCUCCAUCCUCCAGUUGGUAAGGAGGUUGGCCAAGUGGCAGGAGCAGUAUGACGGAGGAGACGGGAGGACUGUGGUGCACUGCCUCACUGGUGGAGGGCGUUCUGGAACGUUUUGUGCCAUCUGCAGCAUCAAUGAGAUGAUCCAGCAGCAGAACAUUGUGGAUGUUUUCCACACAGUCAAGACACUGAGGAACAACAAGACAAACAUGGUGGAGACAAUGGAACAGUACAAGUUCUGCUAUGAAGUGGCUCUAGAGGCUCUGAACUCCUUCUGAUCUGAUGGUGGGCAAACGAGUCUCUGCUGCUGACGCUGCCCGUCUUUCUCAAAGCAACACUGAGACACACAAAGUGCAAAACUGCUUCAUGCUGAGCUGAACUCGACCUCAGAGAGGCUGUGUGUGUGUGUGUGUGUGUGUGUGUGUGUGUGUGUGUGUGUGUGUGUGUGUGUGUGUGUGUUCGUUCAUCUUUUGGUGAGCCUGUGACCUGUACAGAGGAUGGAAAAAAUGCCCCAACAUACACACUCAGUGUUUUGUGUGUGCAUCUGCUUCAGCAAGACAAUGGACUUUACAUGCUUGUACAAAGAGAAAUUAUGUUUAAAGAAAGUUAAGAUGUUUAAAAAAGCUAAUUUUUUUCUUAGUUUCCUCUCUGUCAGGUUGUGAUGUGACUAAUGUACAGUAUUUCCUUUUUAGAUAUAUUCUAAGCCUUGAAUGUUGUUUCCCUCUGAAGGCUCGAAGCACACUGGAAGAUUUUACACAACUAAAAUCAGGUUAAAACUAAGGUAAUCAACAAACUGCAACAAAAUAAAAUCUAAGAAUUUUCUAUAGAAUAUUUGUACUUUGACCGAGACAAACUGUUACAAAUGCAACAAAACAAAGUUGCAAAUCUCACAGAAUGACCAGUUCAGAGCAGAAUAACCGCAGAACAUGGAUUAGAACAUCCUACCUUUGAAGGCCAAAGUAACUGAAUCUUUUUUCUGUCUGGAGCUGUGAAAUAAUUAAAAGUGAGUCGUCCAGUGUGCAUCCUCUGUUUCUGUAAAUAAAAUAAGACAACCACAGUCAAACAAACAAACUAAUACCAGAACAAAAUUAUUUUAAAACCCUGCAGCUCUGAAAGGCCGUUUGUCAUUUUCAUUAGUUUAUAAUUUGGUGCAUAAUCUUUCUACAAAGUGUACACCUGUACAUGCUGUGUGAAAAAAAAUAAGAUUUUUAUAUUUUGCAUUUUGCCUUUUUAACUCCAGGGACAGAACCUGGGAUGCUUGGUUGUUAUUUUAGGUAAAAAACUAAAAUCAAAAUCAUGUCUCCAUCUAAUUCUUUUAGUGAUGCAAUUGCAUGUGUGACAUUAUGAGCUCGGCUGAGCUUUAGUAGCUUGUGGAAAGGUGUAUAUAUGGAAAAAGGUAACCUUUUUUGCACAAUUUUUGCAAUGAAAGAUGGAUAUCAUCCAUUUGUUAAGAUACGUACUCGUCAAUUCUGAUCAGAAAAAAAAAAUGUUAAGUGUCCUUGAUUUCCAUCCAAAUAAGAAAACAUGCCCUAAGGUUUUAGAGGUGAAAUUUCAGUUUUAACCCUCUCCUCAUUGUGUUUUUAAUCAUUAAAAUGACAAAGAUAUGGUUCAUAUUUAUUUUUCCUUUGUUAACAAUCAAUAAGACAUCUAAGCAGGUUUAAAAAUGAUCAGACUUUUAUGUAGAGCAGAAAACUAUUUCAGCUUGUAAUGUUAGACAACCUGCAUGGGGAGAAGGUGGACCUAAUUUGAAUUUUCUAGGUGCCGCAGGACGUACUUAUCCGUUACCGUCACUUAGUCAUGGGAAAGAGAAAGCACACUCUGUUUCCAUUCUUAGAUUUCACAUACCAGGACACGAAAAGUAUCUUUACCAGGUUCUAAGAUUAUUAAAAUGUGUACAAAAACAUGGAACAGUCACCACACCUGCUCAGAUAAAUUAUAAAAUCUCAAGAGCUCCAUCUUCAACUCUAGGCUUCAGUUACAUGUAAUAACAUUAACAUCUUCUCUGUGUAGCAAAGUAUUGUAGAGUCAAAUGUAAGCUCCCGUCUGACAGCUGAAACAUGGCCCAAACUGUGUCACUAGCAGGACUGCAAAUCUACCACAGAAUGGCUAAAAUAGAAUCAAACGCGGUGCUGCAGAGACACCAGUCAAAGACAAGACCUGACCUUAAUUAAAAUGCUGUGGUGGGACCUUAAGGAACCUUGCAAACAUAAGUGAACUGAAGCAACAUUGUGAGACUACUAGUAGUUAUUUCCACUACAGGUUGUUCUCCAACUAUCGGAAUCAUUGUUACUUAGAUUUACAACUUUUUCAUUUUGGCAACUUUCAUUUAUUGAAUAACUGUGGAGUUUGUAGGAUGUUUUUGUACACUUGAGGUUAGAUUUAAAUUGUUUUGGAACUGGGUGUAGACUUUAUUCUUUAUUUCCCAUGUCCUGAAAUGUUAAACACUAACACUGAAACAGUGAGUUCCCUCCUUUCACCCUAACUGUACCUUAAGCCUUUUAGAACCAGCACGCAUUGUCGUUUUUUUUUUUUCCAGACAUUUCUCAUAAUUGUCCAUGAUCACUGAAAGAAGCAGCAAACCUAACAUUUAUAAAAUAUGAUAAACUGUUCCGUCUGUGUUUAAGUUCUGGUUCUUUUUUUUUUUUUACUCGAGUCCAAUUGGACUCAUUAUGGACCUAUUGAGACAAAGAUCAUAACAGUUCUAUACUGAAGACAGAGUGAAUGCCAGACAUCUUUAUUCCUUGUCAUUUUUACAGAGGCUUUAUCUAUUUUAUUUCAUGUGCUUGGUUCACGGCUCUUAACCUGUACUAUAUUUUAUUUCUAAUUCAUUCAUUGUAGAGUUUUGUCCUGAAUUUGUACAUUUCUUUUGUAAAAUAAUCUGAUGAUUAUUUGUCAAGCAAAGUGCUGUUUGGAUCUGGUGAUGCCAUUUUCAUUUGUUGUUUAGUUGUUUGAAAUGUGGUUAACAGUAAAUAAAGGGACCAAAACAUUGAA